CAUACAGGAUGUUUCAAAACGUAUGAUCUGAAAAUCGCAGAUUCUUCUCGCCGGGUUGGUUAUCGGGAACGAACCGACGCGACACAGUGGUUCAGAAAUGGAAUUCAGCUGGUCGGGCUUCGCAAUGAAGAGAAUAAUUUGUAAUUUUUUAAGUAAUGAGAUUUAUUAUCUUACGUUGUUGUGGUAUACGUCGCUGGGCGACUGUAUAGCUAACAUUGGGAGUGACAGAAAAAAUGUUAGUAGUAAGCCUUGUAACUUGAAUUAACAAUAUACCAUAAGCGGCAAAAAUUUUUAAUGGUUCUUACUUUGAUGGGACAUUGCAACUGAAGAACGCGAUACAAAGUAUAAAAAUGAUCUAGGUAUUUAUAUACUGUUAAACCGAGGUUUACAAUUGUUCAGCACAAUUGCCGUGGUAUUAAAGUAUUGUCUCUAUAUUACAACCUUUGCUCGAGUUAAAUAUUGUAGAAUUAAGUUAAUUAAUAUUAUUUUCGAUUCAGACGAAGCAAGAAUCUUAUCCUUUUCGGUUUUGAUAAACACCAGCAAACGAAGGUUAGAGUGCAGCAAUUAAAAUAAUGCCUAACAGUCAAUUAACGUAAGUACUGUAUGGUUAAUAAUGACUCAACAAGGACUUGAAUAUCCGAUCUCACCUAGUUCUUCGUAAAAUGAACCGUACUGGUUACGUACUGAUCGUUUAUUGAUCUCUAACUGAACCCGAACUGUUAUCGUCGCCACUUUUUUUAAAAGUGGCUGGUAAUUAUUUAUUUUAGCGAUUCCUCACCGAUUUCGAUGACCUUGAAAUAUGUUGUCAAGGUCACAGUUUUGAACAUUUUUUCUCUAUACAUGUUACCGCCGCUCGGCCUCCGUUUUCGAGAUAUUUCCAAAAAUAAUUUUAUGUCUGAAUUAGCCUCGGGCUGAGUUGGAGAUAAAUUAAUAAACUUUAUUCUCAAUUAUUAUUAAUGGAGAUUGUAAAAAUUUCUGCCAUUAUAUCAAAAAAUUCUUGUAUUAAAAUCAUACUUUAGCUGAAACAAAAAUUCUGCAAUGUAACCGACAUAAUGCUCUUUCCGGGUCCCAUAUCGUGGAAUAUUGGCUCUUGUUUGGCGAAAAGACCAGUUUUCGUUCUUUCGUGCGCAUCUUCGCCCUGAUUGGUGGUACUCCCAAACGAAGUAGAAAGCGAUUAGCGGAGAGCUCGCUGCGUUCCCCCACCAUCUUUCAACCUGCGCGCCGCAGUUAUGGACUCUUGUGAACUCCGCUAUAUGUACUUAGCUUCUUAUUUUUUAGUAUGCAGGGAUCGAUAUACCAUGCGCCGAUCCUGUUUCAUGCCCAAGAAUUUGUAUACAACUUACUGAUUCGUAUCGUUGGACGGACUAUACGUGUCGCGACGAAAGUGCGACGUUGACGCAUCGUAGACGACCGUCCAUUUUGCUUUAUGUACUGGCUGCAGGAAGGCGUACAGUAAGCAACUACGCGACGCGUUGUGAACGAACGAUUUAAAAUUGAUACUUUGGCGCAAGCAAAAUAGUUUGAUCCAUCAUGCAGUUUCGUAUCGGAGAAUAUUUCUUAAAGUUUAACAACAGCGAAGAAAUGCUUGAACACAUAGUGGCAUUUUUUAAAAUAAUUCAAAAGUAUCCAUACUUAUACGACCAAACUUUAUCGGGGUAUUUAUGGGAAUAUCUUAAAGAAAAUUCAUGGAAAGAGGUAGCAAAAGAAAUGAAAUGUUCAGUUAACACUUGUAAAGAGAUAUGGAUCAAUAUUCUAUACAUAAUGCUUCUAAGCAAACUGCUAAAAUUAAGUUUCCCCGAUACGUUGGAGUUUGUGUUUUUCAUGGAGAAAGAAACAAGAGAAACAUUGCCUUCGAUUCUAGAAGAUCAUUUGAUGUCACCAACAAAAAACAAAUGGUUCUCCUGCAGACGAUUAUGGGAAAUCAUUUCUCAUUGGUUUGCUUCCCUAUUUUCAUAAAUUUUCAGACAAUGAGAUGCGAAACUUUAAAGUCAAAGUUUUAAUGUUGUUGGACGAAAUUAACAUGGUCGCAACAUGAUGAACGCAUUAAAUAAGAACCAACUGGAGAAAAAUCACCACCACCUUGCGUUAUUUCACAUGUCACCUACUUCUUCAUCCAUCGAUUCUGUUACCACUACAUAGUUUCAACCUACUUCGUUAUAUUUUACUUCUAGCUCUGUUCAGUAUGAUACAUUAACACUACAAACUAUGGUAAAUACACUUAUGAUUAAUGAUUCAAUUCAAAAAUAAAUUUUUUAAUUUUA
Messenger RNA from Osmia lignaria (orchard mason bee), 2261 nucleotides. RefSeq lists its product as uncharacterized. The record is from RefSeq and is a predicted model, not a curated record. Lineage: Eukaryota; Metazoa; Arthropoda; Insecta; Hymenoptera; Megachilidae.